AUGUCAUCCUUAUUUGCCACUGACAAAUCGUCCAGCAGAAUUCCUUUACUGGAAUCAACCAAUAAUUAUGGAAAUAUUUACAACACUGAUACUACAGCAGCUACAACCACAACUACAACUACCCCAUCAAAGUUAACCAAAAACCAUACCACUUCCUUAUCAACACAAACACCUCCUAGUACUGCCACCACUACUUCAUUGAAAAGAAUGAAUCAAGGGGGAUUUGAUAUAUUUGGGUUUAAUACCCCAUUACGUACUACUCACUUGGAUCCAACAUUUUUAUCGACUAUCAACUUUGAUCUGAAUUUUUACAAUAUGCAAUCAACUUAUUUAUCCCCUGCAUCUUCAUCACCUCAACAACAGCAAGAGCAAGAGCAAGAGCAAGAGCAAGAACAAGAACAACAAAAGCUGCAACAACCACAGUUGACGGAAUCUGGAAAGGAGAAGGGAUCACCUUCAAAUAAGAAGAAAAGGAGACAGUCCAUCACCGGAAAGACUGAGUCUACAACUGGCAUUGAGCCUAGUGCAAACACCACCACCACCACGAAUAAACCAUUCAGCUUAUAUUCCGAUGAAAAACCUCCUUAUUCGUAUGCCACUCUUAUUGGAAUUUCAAUCUUAUCCCAUCCUGAAAAAAGAUUAACUUUAUCAAACAUUUAUCAAUGGAUUUCAGAUACUUUUAGAUUCUAUAAAAAGGAAGAUGUUGGUUGGCAAAAUUCAAUCAGACACAAUUUAUCCCUUAACAAAGCAUUUGUUAAAGGAGAAAAAUCUAAAGAUGGUAAAGGUCAUUUUUGGUGUAUAAAGCCAGGAUUUGAGGAACAAUUUUUGAAAAGCAGAAGUGUUAAAAAAUCGUCAUAUCAUGAGGUUAUGGAUCAAAUUCACUAUGCUACCAAAAUCAAUGCUGCUAUAGCUGCUGCCGCUCAAGCAUCAGCAAACCCAGCUGAGGCCGAAGGAAAAGAAGAGGAGGAAACUAGAACUGUUUCAAAAAAGAGGACGAGAAAACAGCCAAUUACGUUGAUGUCUUCACCUACUUUACCUACUAAAAGGUCACCUGGAGAUGAGCAAAGGGAACAGGAAGCUAGCGAUUCUGAAAAUAACGACAAUGACUAUGGAGAAGAAGAUUUAACUAUAUUGGACCCACCACUUAAAAAAUUCAAGUCGCAGGAGAACAGUAAUGAUAACGCCGAAAACGAGGAUGAAGAAGAGGAUCUGUUAUUUCAAACAUCAACUAAACUGAAAUCGGAUAACAGUUAUUUAUUGGAUUUACCAUGGACAACAAACACGUCCUAUACAGAAUCACCAACUAAACUACCGCCAAUAUCUCAUCUUACAAAUCCAGUCUUGUCAACACCAAAAUCGACACCAAAGGGCAGGUCACGUUCAAGUCACCGGAGCAGUAGCAGCAGCGGAAGCAGCCACCACAACGGCAACAACAACAACAACGUACCUCAAUUUCAUAUAUCUGAAUCACCCGAAAAUCCCUUACUUGCUGGCAAAAACUUGACAUUUACUUCAUCUUUCAGCUGUAAUUCAAACUUUGAAUUAUCGCCAUUGAGAACGAGUGAAACUGGACCAUUGUUAGAGCCAGUGACACCGGCAAAUAACAACUCAAAACGAGGUCAACAUCAGAUAGCUCCGUUAACCCAACAGCUGCAACCACUGCUGGCACUCCUGCUGCUGCUGAAUCAACUUCAAUUUAGCAAUAGUAUAUUUGGAUCAACUUCAAAACUGAUGUUUAUCUUGACUAAAACACCUAAAUCUACAACCACGCCAUUGCGUAAAACACCAACAACAAAUUCAAUAAUUUCCUACCUUGAGGAAUACUUCAGUCCUUUAAAUGACAGCAACCAUCAACAUCAUUUGCACAACCACCAACAACAACACCAGCUACAACAACCACCAAUUCAUCAAUUACAGUAUGCCAAUAAUUUACAUAUUCCCGCCCUGCACCCAUUACAUUAUAUUCAAACACCUCCAUCAACAAGUGCAAACGGAAAUGCAAACCCAACACCGGGUUCGCUCUUGAUGCAACUGACGUUGUUAUCAGCUUCUUCUUCGGCGUCUUCGUCAUCAUCAUCAUCUCACCUGAAGUUGAACAAUGUGGUGGCUAGUAGUACUACUAGAAAAGACAGCGAUGACAGCGACAAUGAAAAGAAUGACAGGUUUGCCAUGUUCCAGUCAAGUCCAAUCUUACGGCGUGGGUUUAGUGAAAAGACCAAGAAUAAGAACUUGAUUCAAGAAUUGCAAAAGUUGCAACGCGAGCUGUAA
This is a messenger RNA of Lodderomyces margitis, 2268 nucleotides long. RefSeq names its product Hcm1p (gene HCM1). The coding region runs from base 1 to 2268 and encodes 755 amino acids. The transcript has a single exon. NCBI's taxonomy places the organism in Eukaryota, Fungi, Ascomycota, Pichiomycetes, Serinales, Debaryomycetaceae. Gene Ontology annotation, biological process: regulation of transcription by RNA polymerase II. The record is from RefSeq and is a predicted model, not a curated record. Gene Ontology annotation, molecular function: DNA-binding transcription factor activity, RNA polymerase II-specific; RNA polymerase II cis-regulatory region sequence-specific DNA binding.